CCUAUUUACCUGAGGUAUUGUUCUGUGUGGCCGCGUCCUAGCGCAGUGCCGCUUUCCCCGGACACGUGAGCUCAGUGCAUGUACAUUACAUCCUGUACUUCCUUUCUAUUCAGGAGUCUGCUGGGUGCUGUGAGGAAAGUGAUGGAGUUAUUGAAGGAUUAGAACGCUGUUGGCUGGGGCCACUAUGACCACUGAAACCUUUGUGAAGGAUGUGAAGCCUGGACUUAAAAAUCUCAAUGUUCUUUUCAUUGUUCUUGAAACAGGUAGAGUGACCAAGACAAAGGAUGGACAUGAAGUCAGAACGUGUAAAGUGGCAGACAAGACUGGCAGCAUCAACAUCUCUGUGUGGGAUGAUGUGGGCAAGUUGAUACAGCCUGGAGACAUCAUCAGACUUACAAAAGGGUAUGCCUCUCUCUUCAAAGGCUGUCUCACUUUGUACACAGGUCGGGGAGGUGAUCUGCAGAAGAUUGGAGAAUUUUGCAUGGUUUAUUCUGAAGUGCCUAACUUUAGUGAACCAAACCCUGAAUAUGUCUCCCAGCAAUCCCAAAGCAAACAGGCAUCGGUUGAGAGCGGAUCAGGAGCAACGAAUCACAACUCCUCCAACACCACUCCUCCUCCAGCUUCAGAGCUACCAAACGGUAACGGAAACAACAACCAAGUUGGCGCUGUCCUCCAGCCUCCAGCAACUCCUCACCAGUCGAGUGGACGAAUUACACGCAGCCAGCCCAACCACUUGCUCCCUGGAGCUCCAAACUCAGUCAGUAAUGGCAAAGAGACACGGCGGACUGGGAAAAGAUAGCGGACCUAAUUCUUAGAAAUGGUGACCAAAAACUGUCUUCUAUUCUUCCCAUCUUACACUCUGCUCCUAGUGUAAAUCUGGAGAGAAGCCACAUUUGUGUUUUACUCAUCACUCGCCAGCAGAGGGCAGGAUCUGGAUGAUGUUUUAAUGGCGCCUCCUAGUGCGUUAUAUAACAUGUCUGUAAGAAAGUGUUCUUACAAUGUGAAAGAUAAGUAUCUCUAUAUAGUAUUAUAACCUGUGCAAGCAAAGCCCUAGGAAGUAGGGCUCGAGAUGUGCACACUUGGCCCAUGGUUUUAACAUCAGGUCAUUCAUUUUAUCAUGAGACACUGGGCUUGGAAUGGAAGUUGAUGACACAAGUGGAUGUAUUCAAGGCAUGUAUAAACCUCCUUUAUUCUGGCAUCUGCUAUUUUAUGGUAGCCUUUUUUUUGUUUUAUCCUAUGUAACCUUUUUUUCAUUGGGUUGCAAUUCUUCUUUUAUCUCUGUCUUUAUUCCUUUUAAUUCUCCUUGGGAGAUUUAUCAAAAGUGGUGUAAAGUAGAACUGACUUAGUUGCCCAUUGCAAUCAAUCAGAUUCCUCUCAUUUUCCAAAUGAACUCUGAAAAAUGAAAUGUGGACUUUGGUUGCUUUGGGCAACUAAGCCAGUUUUGAUAAUUGAUGAUAGUUUUACUAAUUUGACAGCAGUUGCUGGAUUAAAGGAACUUUACUGUAAUGGCAGUAUACGUCAGACAUGGAGACUAUGAAUUGUGUUUUGAACAGUAGUAUUUUUUUAAUCUGUCUUUUAAAUGUGAUUCACAUUUACCACAUGUUAUCAGGUUACUCCUACAAACGUUUGUCAUGAAAAUGUCCUUUGGUAUACGACUUCUCAAAGGAAAUAUGUACGGUAAUAUAGAAAACUUGUCCGUGUAAUUGCGCAAUAUGUGUGCUCCCCGCAUCACGGAUGCUGCGGUGCAGAACGGAGGCAAGGAACCCCACAGAAGCACUAUGGAGUGCUUUCGUGGUGUUUCUGGGCAUGCCUUGGCCCCGCAAAAAAAUAGAACAUGUUACAUUUUUUAUUUUUUUUUGCAGUGCGGACAGAUCACUGAUCCAUUCAGGUGGAAUAGGUCUCGAUCCGUCCCCGCCGCUACAUUGACGAUGCCCGUGCAUGAGUCCUUAAUUGUGUUUUAAUUUUGCUGUGAUCAUAAUGUCAAUUUUGACCCUGUAAAUAAACUCUUAUCCAGGAGGACAGAAAGCUGGCUAAUAUCACUUAUUGGAUGGCUGCCCAAUAAGUCAAUGUCUUUCCCACUGAAUAGGACUUGGAAGAAAAAAGACCCAUCCACAGACAGCUGUUGUGCCACGUUUCAGUGCAGAGUAGGGUACUGGUUUGGCAUGUCAGGGGGCACUUCCUUUCCUGCAUCUUUCGCUCACUGGGGUGUGUCCUUUCUCAGUUGGUGUCCAUUCUGCUACAGCUCAUUACCUGUAAGAGCUCAUGCACACCUUUUCAGACGCCGGUCUUAAUAAAGCCCCAUAGCUGGUGGAGGAUCCGCCAAA
Messenger RNA from Bufo bufo (common toad), 2324 nucleotides. It is a transcript of the gene NABP2, whose product is annotated as nucleic acid binding protein 2. Gene Ontology annotation, cellular component: SOSS complex. Gene Ontology annotation, biological process: mitotic cell cycle checkpoint signaling; double-strand break repair via homologous recombination; response to ionizing radiation. The record is from RefSeq and is a predicted model, not a curated record. The coding region runs from base 185 to 799 and encodes 204 amino acids. NCBI's taxonomy places the organism in Eukaryota, Metazoa, Chordata, Amphibia, Anura, Bufonidae. The transcript is spliced from 7 exons. Gene Ontology annotation, molecular function: DNA binding.